CACCAUUGCAGUCCAGCCAGUCAGCCGUUGGCAGUCAGCGGCGCUUCGUGUGUUGCGCGAUACACGCUUCGUUCCCCGCACACCGUAACUUACAUUCGUUCGAAAUUAACUCACAUCGCGAGUGACUGUUGAAGUUUUUGUUUGUGAAAAUUUUCAAGAAUUGUUACAUGGAUGCGUAUGGUGAUUACCGACAGUGAUUGUGUCAUCAGUUUUGUGUACAAAUAAAUAGUGUAUUGUUGUAGAAGCCGGUUCACCUCGUGUGCGAGGCCGGUCGAGUGCCGGUCGCCAGUGCCUGUGCGCCUUCGAUCUGUGCUUUCUAAACGAAUCUUGCCCGACCGAUAACUGUAGCUCGCCUACAUGGUCCAACGAUACCCAUACCUACAUUUUUUGGAUAGUGCAUAACAGGUAUGAGAGGCAGCUGACAGGUGGUGUGGCCGCCGCCUCGGCGCCUCCACCGCGGCCGGCAGCGCGCCACCACGCCGUGGCCGACGGCCGACGCUGCUCUAUGAGAAUAAUAAUACUUAGUGGAAGAUGCUGGGCGCAAAGGCGUGGCUCGUGCUGGCGGCGGUGGCGUGGUGCGCCCGCGCGGGGCCCGGCCCGCCCGCCGCCGCCGCCGCCGCCGCCCGCCUGCACUUCCAGGCGCCGCUGUACAACCUGAGCAUUCCAGAGAACAGUCCGCCGCGCACGUACGCGCAGCAACCGCCCGCCGACGAGCCGCUCGGCGUGCACCUGCCCGCCGCCGGUGCGCGCUGUCGCUUCAGGAUACGGCACGGCGACAAAGAUAAAUUUUUUAAAGCAGAAGAACGCAUCGUUGGCGACUUUUGCUUUCUUUCUAUACGUACGCGUGCCGGUCACGCUGACGUCCUCAACCGCGAGCGCCGUGAUUUGUAUCGCCUCGAAGUACACGCGACAGUCACUUUGCCCUCGAAUCGCCAACUCGAAGCCGAUACUAUCGUAGAUGUAUCUAUAGCUGAUGAGAAUGAUCUAAGUCCACUUUUUUAUCCGACGGAGUACGACACUUUAGUACCAGAAGACACACCCGUACAUUCCAGUAUAGCCCGUGUCACUGCAGAAGAUGCGGAUCUCGGUCUUAAUGGAGAAAUUUACUACAGUUUAGCCGAUCCUACUGACAGAUUUUCAGUUCACCCGACUAGUGGUAUAGUGACUAUUACGCGCUCUCUAUCAGCUGCCGAAAGUAAACGUCACGAAUUAACCGUAUUAGCUCGUGACCGUGCGUCAUUGCUCACACGGGGCGAAGACGCUCCCGCCGCUCGCGCCUCGCUUGUAGUACGAGUCGCUGAAGUCAAUUUACAUGCUCCAGAACUACAUGUUCGUCGCUUACCUGAACUUGUUGAAAAUUCUACUGCCGAGAUCUAUGCCAUCGUAGAAGUUAGUGAUCGUGAUUCGGGAGAGCAUGGUCGUAUAGCUAGUCUCGAAAUAGUUGACGGUGAUCCUGAUGGACAUUUUAGAGUGCGGCCUUCUCUACAACCUGGUGAAUUUGAUGUUGUCGUUCAUGCACUGCUCGAUCGUGAAAGUGCACCGCGUGGUUACAAUUUAACUCUUCGUGCCACAGAUGCCGGACACCCUUCGCGUUCAUCAUAUCUUACAUUGCCUGUAUUGCUAACUGAUGCCAAUGAUAAUGCGCCUGUUUUUAGUCGAGAAGUAUAUGAAGCCAGUAUUCCUGAAACUGUACCACCAAAUACUCCAGUAAUAAGACUUAAGGUUAGUGACCGUGAUGAAGGUAAUAAUGCUCGAGUCUAUAUAGAAAUAGUGGGUGGAAACGAAGGCGGCGAGUUCGUUGUUAAUCCUGACACUGGUGUACUUUAUACGGCUGUCCCGCUUGAUGCUGAGGAGAAGGCUCUUUACACCCUCACCGUAUCUGCUAUCGAUCAGGGUAAUGCCGGUACACGUAAACAAUCAUCGGCUAAAGUGAAAAUUACUGUUUUGGAUUCAAACGAUAAUGAUCCUAUUUUCGAACAAGAAGAAAUUAAAGUAACUAUUUCAGAAAACGGCGCUAGUGGUACGGUAGUGGCACGUGUUGUAGCAAAAGAUGCAGAUUCCGGUGAAAAUGCCUACAUAUCUUAUAGUAUUGCAAAUUUGCAAUUAGUACCCUUUGAAGUGGAUCAUUUUUCAGGUGCAGUACGUACGACACGAUUACUAGAUUAUGAAAACAUGCGUCGAGAAUAUACUCUUCGUAUUCGUGCCAGUGACUGGGGACUUCCCUACCGUCGUCAAGCUGAAAUGCGCCUAAUUGUACAGCUCAAGGAUGUUAAUGAUAAUCGACCUCAAUUUGAACGCGUUGAUUGUGUUGGUUACCUAUCACGGCGUACAUCGAUUGGAUUUGAAAUUGUCACACUGUCUGCUAUCGACUUUGACGCUGGCGAUGUUGUAUCAUAUCGUGUUGAUAGUGGUAAUGAAGAUAAUUGUUUCGCCUUGGAUUCUACCACAGGAGUAGUGAGCUUAUCGUGUGACUUAGGUGAUGUGCGUGCUGAAACAAGAGUCCUAAAUGUAUCAGCGACCGAUGGUACACACUUUUCUGAUUCAAUGUCUUUAACAUUACAUUUAGUUGGAGGAAGUGGUGGAGAAGCCACACCUUUGGAAUGUCGAGAUACUGGUGUAGCUAGAAGCUUGACUGAACUGCUUGCAGCUGCAGAACGCAGCAAUGCACCCAUUGAUUUUGCUGAUGAAUUUCCACUGGCACCAUCGAGGUAUGGAGAAAACUUACACGCACCAGAAUUUGUCGAUUUCCCAGUCGAAGUAAAAGUAAAUGAAUCAGUAAGUCUUGGUACUUCUCUUGUGAAAUUACGAGCCCGUGAUCGGGAUUUAGGUUACAAUGGAUUAUUGACAUACGGCAUAUCCGGCGGCGAUUCUGACUCUGCAUUUCGUAUCGAUCCAGAUACUGGCGAUCUUCAAGUGAUCGGUUACCUAGAUCGUGAACGUGAAAGUGAAUACUAUUUGAAUGUAACCGUAUACGAUUUAGGUACUCCACAACGGUCGGCAUCACGACUUUUACCCAUCACCGUUUUAGAUGUUAAUGACAACCGACCGCGCUUCGAAAAAACUCUUGCCAGUUUUCGAGUAACUGAAAAUGCUCUUAAUGGUACUUCAAUAUUCCGCGCAAACGCAACAGAUCGAGAUACAGGAGAGUUUGCUCACAUUAGAUAUAGUUUAAGUGGUACCGGUGAAGGAGAGAAUGAAUUUUGUGUGGAACAAGACACAGGAGUGUUGGCUGUGUGCGCACCAUUAGACCGAGAGCGUCGCGCACUCUAUGAGCUUACUAUUCGCGCUACAGACGGGGGCGGACUCUUCGCUGAAGCACUGGUACGGGUGACCGUAGACGAUGUCAAUGACAAUGCACCACGCUUCGGCCUGAGCGCGUACGGAGCCCGAGUGCGUGAGGAUGUGCCGGUGGGCACUUUGGUAGCAGUACUCGAGGCUUUCGAUCCGGAUCUCGGCGCAGGCGGCGUCGUGACCUACUCACUACCGGAUACUGAUGAAGUAGUGUUCACUGUUGAUGCCACAUCCGGCACUUUGCGUACUGCCAAACAACUGGACUUCGAAGAACGCCAGGUGUACGGAGUGACGGUACGCGCGACGGACGGCGGGCGGCCGGCGCUGUGGGCGGAGGCGGCGCUCAUCGUGGAGCUGGUGGACGUGGACGAGAACGCGCACGCGCCCGCCUUCGCAGACCACGCCGCGCUCGCCGGCGCCGUGCGCGAGGACGCGCUGCCCGGCGCCGUGGCGCUCGCCGCCGCCGCCACCGACGCCGACCCGCCCGGCCGCGACAGCCGCCUCGCCUACUACCUCGUCGGCGGCUCCGGCCUGGCGCACUUCUCCAUCGACGACGCAGGCAUAAUUCGAACGCUGACACCCCUAGACCGAGAGACAGUUCCCCACUACUGGUUGACGGUGUGCGCGCAGGAUCACGGGCUAGUUCCACGUCACUCCUGCGUACAGGUGUACAUCGAGGUGGAGGAUGUGAACGACAUGGCGCCGUGGCCGGAGCGCGCGUCGUACGCGGCGGCCGUGGCCGAGCACUGCGCGGCCGGCACGCGCGUGGCGCGCGUGGCCGCCGUCGACGGCGACGCCGCGCCGCGCCCCGCCGCGCUCGCCUACACCAUCGUCGCCGGCAACCCGGACGGCCUCUUCUCCAUCGACGAGCGCACCGGUGAAAUAGUAACGACCGGGCGCAGCUUGGACCGGGAGGCGGCCGCGUCGCACGCCCUCGAGGUGCAGUGCUCGGACGGUGAGCUGGCGACGACGGCGCGCGUCGUCGUACAGCUGCUGGACAUCAACGACCACGAGCCGGUGUUCACGCAGCGCUCCUACGAUAUCCGCGUGCCGGUACCGCCCGCAACCGCGCCCGCAGUGCCGCCCCGAGUCGACUCCCUACCGCAGGGCGACGCCGCGGCCCGCGACGACUCCAGCACCGAGUGGGAGGCCGAGGGCGACGCCGACGGCGACGGCGAGGACGACGGCGCGCGGAUCGCGUGGGACGUCCUCGACGAUUCCGAUCCAGGCGGUACCUACAUAGCGACGGUGGUGGCGCUGGACGCGGACGCGGGCGCCAACGGCACGGUGCGCUACAGUGCGCGCGCGCGCGGCCCGGCGCGCGGCCUGCUGCGCCUGCACGCCGCCUCGGGCCGCCUGCUGGCCGCGCCGCGCCUGCGCCUCGCGCCCGGCGACCUCUACGAGCUGGCGGUGCGCGCGUGCGACGGCGGCCCGCGGCCGCGCUGCCAGAAGGCGCGCGCCACCGUCCGCGCCGUGGAGGCGCCGACCGGCGGCGCGCCUCCCGCCGCCGCCGCCGUGCCGCCGCUGCAGGUGGCCGAGCUGGACGCGCCGGGCUUCCUGCUCACCGUCCUGCAAGCUACCGAUCCGGACGGCGACCGCCUCUACUACGACAUCAUCGAUGGCGAUGACGAGCACGAAUUCUACGUAGGACGCGAGGACGGCAGUCUGAUUCUAGCGCGUCGUCUGCUUUGGGAGCGACGGCCGCACUAUGUACUCAAUAUUUCCAUCACUGACGGAUUGCAUACUGUCUACGUGCCGGUGAACAUAACCGUGAUCAACGACGCAAACGAGGGCGGCGUGUCGUUCUCGCGCGACGAGUACGUCGUGGAGACGUCGGAGGCGCGGGCGGCGGGCGAGGCGCUGGCGACGCUGCAGGCGGCGGGCGCCGGCCGCCUGCUGUACGGGCUGCACGCGGCGCGCGCGCCCGCGUCCGCGCGGCUGUUCCGCCUGCACGAGCUCAGCGGCGUGCUCGAGCUCGCGCACGCGCUCGACCGGGAGAGCGCGGCCGUGCACGAGCUGACCGUGUGGGUGCGCGACCAGGCGCCGCGCGCGGCGCGGGCCUUCGCGCGCGUCACCGUGCGCGUGCACGACGACGACGAGCACGCGCCGGCGUGGGGCCGCCGCCUGGCCGAGGCGCGGCUGCCGCGCGCGGCGCCGGCCGGCGCGCUCGUGGCCGCGCUGCGCGCCGCCGACCGCGACGCGGGCGACGCGGCGCGCCUCGUGUACUCGCUGGCGGGCGGCGACGCGGACGGCGCCUUCGUCGUGGACGCGGCGCUGGGCGACGUGCGCCUGCGCGCGCUGCCGCCGGCCGGCCCGCGCGAGUACACGCUGCACGUGCGCGCCGCCAACCCGCCGCCGGCCGCGCGCUCCUCCACGCUGCCGCUGCACGUGCUCGUCGUCGACCCGGACGACGCGCCUCCCAGGUUCACUUCGAGCGAAGUAGUCUGUGAGGUGUACGAAAACGAGUCCGAGGGCAGCGUGCUGACUACGAUCGAGGCGCGCAGCGCCACGACUCUGUGGUACUCGCUCGAGGGUGGCGAAGGACUGUUUCGCCUCAAUCCCGCCGCGGGUCUACUAACUACUGCCGCGCCCCUGGACUACGAGACGAGGGAUUUUUACAAUUUGACCAUUGUCGCUUAUAAUAUGGGAGGUGGAACGGCUCGAGCCCAAGUAUCAGUACACGUGCUGGACCGAAACGAGUAUGCGCCUACGCUGAAGCGCCAAGAGUAUCGAGGCCGCAUCUCGGAGGCGGCGGCGGCGGGCGCGCUGGUGACGGACGCCGCCGCCGACGCCGAGCCCGGCGCGCCGCUCGUGCUCGCGGCCGACGACGCCGACUCGCCCGCCAACCAGCAGCGCGCCUACGAGAUCUUGGACCCGGCCGCCGCCGCCCACUUCCGCGUCGAUCCGACGACGGGCGCGUUACACAUCGCUACGCCUCUCGAUUUCGAACGAGCUCCCAGGCACGAAUUCACCGUCAGGGUCAUCGACAUGGGGACGCCGAGGCUGCCCUCCGACAGCGUCGCGAGAGUCAUCGUCGAGGUGAUAGACGUCAACGACUGCCCGCCCGCCUUCGACCGGGCGACGUACGAGGCGACCGUGCUCCUGCCGACGUCGAGCGGGGUGGUGGUGGCCCGGCUGGCCGCGAGCGACCCCGACCUGCCGCCGGGCGGCGCCGUCAAGUUCGACAUCAUGGAGGGCGACGAGGCGGGCGCGCUGGCGCUGGCGGCGGACGGCGCGCUGCGCGUGGCGCGGCCGGCCGCGCUGGCGGCGCUGGCGGCGCUGGCGGGCCGCCUGCGCCUGCGCGUGCGCGCGUCCGACGGCCAGUACUCGGCCACGGCGCGCGUCGACGUGCGCGUGCGCGACCUCGACGGCGCCGGCCUCGCCUUCCAGAAGUCCGACUACUAUGGCUCCGUGGUCGAGAACUCGACCAAGCCGACCACCAUCGCGGUGCUCAACGUGCUCGGCACGGCCCUCAACGAGCACGUCGAGUUCAGCAUACUCAAUCCGGUCGACGGUUUCGAGGUGGGCGCGACCUCCGGCGCGGUCCGCAGCACGGGGCUGGCGCUGGACCGCGAGCAGCGCGACUCGUACGACCUGGUGGUGGAGGCGCGCGGCGGCGACGGCGCGGCGCGGGUGGCGCGCGCGCGGCUGCACGUGGCCGUCACGGACGUCAACGACAACUGCCCCGUGUUCGUCGAGCGGCCCUACGUGGCGGCCGUGCUGGCCGGCGCCGAGCCCGGCACGCACGUGCUGCGAGUCCACGCCAUCGACGCCGAUGCGAACGACAACGGAGAAGUCCGAUACGAGAUGAAGCGCGGGCACGGAGAGCUGUUCCGAGUGGACCGCCGCAGCGGGCAGAUCUCGCUGAAGCAGACGGUGGACGCGCACAACCAGCUGUACACGCUCGUGAUCGCCGCGUUCGACGGAGGCGUGCCGGCGUGCGGCGCGGAGGCGCGCGUGGCGGUGCGCGUGUGGGGCGGCGGCGCGGCGCCGGCCUGGCAGCGCGCGCACUUCGAGCUGAGCGCGCGCGAGGACGCCGCGCCGGGCGCGCCGCUGGCGCCGCCGCUGCGCGCGCUGUCGCCGCUCGGCCGCCAGCUCAUCUACACGCUCGUGGACGACGACGCGGCCGCCUCGCUCUUCGAAAUUCACUUCGAAGCCGCACCCGAAAGAGGCAAUAGUCCAUGCGUACUCAUAGCUCGUUCGCCCCUGGACUACGAGACGGCGCGCGAGCACGCGCUGACGGUGCGCGCCACCGACGGCGUCACCGGCGCGUACGCCGACGCCGCCGUCACGCUGCGCGUGCUCGACGUCAACGACUGCGCGCCCGAGUUCCAGCAGGACGUGUACCGGGCCGCCGUCUCGGAGGCCGCCGCCGUCGGCGACCUCGUCGCCGCCGUCACCGCUACCGACAACGACACAGAAGCGAACGGCGAAGUGACUUACUCGCUGAGCGGCACCGGCGCAGGAGACGUCGACGCGUCGUUCGUCGUAGACCCGAAGACGGGUGACGUGCGCGUCGCCGCGCCGCUCGACAGCGAGACGCGCUCCGAGUACCACCUUCUGGUCACCGCGACCGACGGCGGCCGCCCGGCGCUGCUCACCACGGCGCACCUCUUCAUCACGGUGGAGGACGUGAACGACAGCCCGCCGCGUAUGGAGCGCGGCGUGGUGUCGGUGCUGGUGUCGGCGGAGGCGGCGCGCGGCACGGCGCUGGCGCGCGUGGCGGCGUGGGACCCGGACGCGCGCGACGCGCCGCGGCUGCGCUACGCGCUGGCCGGCGGCGGCGCCGCGCCGCCCGCGCUCGCCGUGCACCCGCGCACCGGCGUGCUGUCGCUCGCCAACACGCGCGCCUGGGCCGCCGCCGGCGCCGCGCCGCGCUCGCUCAACGUGUCCGUGUCGGACGGCGCCCACGCCGCGUUCGCGCGGGUCAAGCUCACCCUCGCCCCGGCCAACCGCUCGCCGCCCCGGUUCCCCCACCUCGUGCACGAGGCGCGAGCGCUCGAGAACCAGCCGCCGCCGCUUCUUCUGACCACGGUGAAGGCGUACGACGAGGACGGCGGCGAGUACGGCGCGGUGACGUACUCGAUCCCGUCGGCGCGGCUGCGCGAGACGUUCGCGGUGGACGCGACGAGCGGCGCGCUGACGGCGCGCGUGGCGCUGGACCGCGAGCGGCGCGCCGAGUGGCAGGUGCCGGUGACGGCCAGCGACGGCGGCGGCCUGCUGCGCCACACCACGGUGCGCGUGCGCGUGGUCGACGUGAACGACAACGCGCCCGUGUUCCCGCACCGCGAGUACCGCGCCGCCGUGCCGCACGACCGGCCGCCCGGCGCGCCGUUCCUCACGCUGACGGCGCACGACGCGGACGCCGGCGACCACGCGCGCCUCGUCUACUCGGUGUACGAGGGCGACCUGCACUCCGACGCCGCCGGCCUCUUCGCCGUCGACCCGCACACCGGCGCGCUCUCGUUCAAGCGCGACGCCUCCGCCUUCGCGUCGCGCGCGGUGCAGGCGUGGGUGCGCGCGCGCGACGGCGGCGGGCUGGCGGCCGAGGCGCCGGUGUCGGUGUUCGUGCUCGGCGCCGGCGAGCGCGCGCCGCGGCUGCGCGCGCCGCCGCCCGACGUCUUCCUGCCCGAGGACGCGCCGCCCGGCACGCUGCUGGCCGACCUGCACGCGCCCGCCGCCGACGGCGACCACGUCGCGGGCUACCGCCUCGCGCCGGGGCUGUGGCCGCGCGACCUGUUCUCCAUCGACGCGGCCGGCCGCCUCGUGCUCGCCGGCCAGCUCGACCGCGAGACCGCUCACGAACACGUCAUAGGCAUAAUAGCGGAGGGCGCGGGCAGCCCGGCGCCGGCGAGCAUGGUGCAGACGCGGCUGCACGUGCUGGACGUGAACGAGCACGCGCCCGCGUUCCACUCGCAGCCGUACGUGGUGCACGUGGCGGAGAACACGCCGCCGCACACCAGCCUGGUGCAGCUGAUGGCGGAGGACCCGGACGCGGGGUCGAACGGCGAGGUGCGGUUCUCGCUGGCGGCGGAGGGCGCGCCGUUCGCCGUGGACCCGUUCUCGGGCUGGGUGAGCACGCUGGCGGCGCUGGACCGCGAGGCGCGCGCCGAGCACCGCGUGCCGCUGCGCGCCGCCGACGCGGGCUCGCCGCGCCGCGACGCGCGCGGCACGCUGCUCGUGCGCCUCGUCGACUACAACGACUGCCCGCCCGCCUUCCAGCGCCGCCGCUACGACGCCGAGGUGUCGGAGGCGGCGGCGGCGGGCACGGUGGUGGCGCGGCUGCGCGUGACGGACGCGGACGCGGCGGGCGCGGCGCUGACCUUCUUCGUGGCGGACGGCGACCCGCGCGCGCGCUUCCAGCUGCGGCCGUCCGGCGAGCUGUUCGUGGCGCGAGCACUCGACCGCGAGCGCGAGCCGCACUACGCGCUCACCGUCGCCGCCACCGACGGCAAGUUCACCGCCACCACGCACGUCGCCGUCGCCGUGCGCGACGUCAACGACAACCCGCCGUACUGCCCGCGGCACCGCUACUACGCGCGCCUGCCCGAGGACGCGGCCAACGGCACGCGCGUCAUGCAGCUCGCCACCGCCGACGCGGACGAGCCGCAGGACGGCGGCCUGCGAUACUACCUCACCGGCGACAAUGCGCAUCACUUCGCCAUAAACAAGGAAAACGGAGUGGUGACGGUGGCCAGCGAGCUGGACCGCGAGUCGGUGAGCGCGUACAAGUUGUUGGCGCACGCGCAGGACCGCGAGCGACCCGAGUGGGAGUGCAGCUCCGAGCUGCAGCUCACGCUGGACGAUGUCAACGACAACGCUCCGCGAUUCUCCGCCGACACUUACAGUGUUACACUACCCGAGGAUGCAGAUAUCGGCACGCUGGUCGCUAAGGUUCACGCGACCGACGCUGAUAUCGGUGAGAAUCGACUGAUUCGAUACUCGUUCGAGGGAGAGACGAGCGGCGCGUUCGAGAUCGCGGCCGAGAGCGGCAUCAUCACGCUGCGCGCGCCGCUGGACCGCGAGACGCAGGCCGAGCACCGGCUGCUGGUGGCGGCGCGGGACGCCGGCCGGCCGCCGCGCUCCGCCACCGCCAGCGUGCGCCUCACCGUCGCCGACGUCAACGACAACCCGCCCGAGUUCGAGUUCCACCAGUACCGCGCCGUCGUGCCCGAGGUGGACGCGCCCGGCACCGAGGUCGUGCGCGUGCGCGCCACCUCUCAGGACGCGGGCGUCAACGCCGACGUCUACUACUCGCUCGUCGGCGGCGACGACCGCGACGACUUCGCCGUGGACCGCUCCACCGGCGCCGUCACCGUAGCUCGCCCGCUGGACUACGAGCGGCGGCGCGAGUACAUGCUCACCGUGCAGGCGAUAGACGGUGGUUCGCCGCCGCUGAGCGACCUCGCCGCUAUCAACAUCACCGUCUCCGACAGCAACGACAACGCGCCAGUUUUCUCUCAACCGUCGUACGGAGCUCGGGUGCGCGAGGACGCCACGGUGGGAGCACACGUGCUGCAAGUGAUCGCCGACGACGCCGACUCCGGUGUCAACGGCCGCGUCGCCUAUUCGAUUUUACGCGGCGAUCGGGACGGUCGCUUCUCGAUCGACGGCGACACGGGAUACCUGUCCGUUGCGGCUCCUCUGGACCGCGAAUCGACUCCCGCUUACGUGCUAGAAGUGCGUGCUCGAGACCGUGGUUUACCUUCCCUAGAAGCGACGGCCCUCGUCAACGUAGAGGUGGUAGAUGCGAACGACAACCCACCUUUGUUUUCACAGAGUAACUAUACGGCAGUAGUUCAAGAAGAUCGACCUCUCGGGCAUACGAUCCUCAAAUUCGCCGUCACAGAUGCUGAUGCACCUCCGAAUGCCGCUCCUUUUACCUUUGACUUUCAAUCUGGAAACGAAAUUGGUGCUUUCCGACUCGAACAAGAUGGUAUAUUGCGCUCAGCGACACGCUUCAAUCAUCGCAUCAGAGAUCGUUAUACGUUGCAGGUGCGAGUGUUCGACAACGGCACGCCACCUCUGUUUUCUGAUGCUUGGGUUUAUAUACGAGUGAUAGAAGAAUCUCAGUAUCCACCGGUAGUGACACCCCUGGAAAUUGUCGUUAAUUCGUACCUGGACGAGUUCCCCGGUGGCAAUAUUGGCCGCGUGAUCGCCUCGGACCGAGAUGCCUAUGAUACUCUUGUCUAUGAGAUAAAACCUGUCGACGGAGCUCCAUACCCUCCUACAGAUCUUUUCACAAUCGACGCUUCUGACGGCACUCUGCGAGCUGCGCCACGACUGGACGUAGGAGAAUAUCGUCUAAACAUCAGCGUAAACGAUGGCAGAUUCUAUGGUUUUGCAAUCGUUCGAGUUAAUGUUAUCCUCGUGUCGGAUGAAAUGCUCGCACAAGCAAUAGUCGUGCGGUUUCGUGAGGUCACCGAUCGUGAUUUUGUACUCAGUCAUCGAAAAGGUUUCGUGCGCGCCGUGGCCGAGGCUACCGACUGCGAAAGCACCGACGUCGUUAUCGUGAGCGUACAACCUUCCGGAGACGAAGUCGGCGACCAGGAGUCGAGUCGUGAAAAGCGACAAAUCGCGCAAGAUCUUGACGUAGCGUUCGCAGUUCGCGCGUCGUCUGGCAGCGGUGGAUUCCUUCCAGCGGAUGCGCUGCGGCGACGGCUCCACGCCCACAUCGAACGAUUAGAGGAGCGCGCUCGCUUAGUGGUGGAGGAGCUGGUGAGGGUGACGUGCGGCGGCUGCGUGCACGGCGCGUGCGGCGAGCGCGUGCGGCUGCGCGCCGCCGCCGUGCGCGCCGUCGCCACCGACGUGUUCGCGCUCGUCGCGCCGCCGCACCGCCUCGUCGGCGAGUGCGCCUGCAGCGAGGGCUUCGGCGGCGAGCGCUGCGACCGCGCGCUCGUCGCCGCCGACUGCGGCGACGGCUGCUGCGACUCCGGGGACUGCCGCGCACAGCCGCUGGUCGCGUACUUCGCCGGCGACGGCUACCUACAGUACCGCCUCGAGCGCGGCGUCGUCGACGGCGAGCGGACGCCUGACGACGUUCUCGCGAUAUCGCUCCGGUUCCGCACGCGGCGCGAGCGCGGGACGCUGCUGUACGCGGCCGGGCGCGUCGACUACGCGGUGCUCGAGGUGGCCGAGGGCUACCUGCAGUUCCGCAUGGAGCUCGGCUCGGGCCCGGCGCUGGUGCGCGCGAGCGUGCCGGUGGCGGACGGCGCGUGGCACGAGGCGCGGCUGGAGCGGCGCGGCGCCGCCAUGCGGCUCACCGUCGACCGGCGCAGCGCGCACGCGCAGACGCCGCCGCCCGCCGCCGUGCUGGACGCGCAGCCGCGCCUGCUGCUCGGCGCCGCGCUGCAGCGCCACUCGCACGCCCUGGCUCCCGAACAGGUGACGUACGGCUUCCACGGCUGCAUGUGGGACGUGCGGCUGGGCGGCGCGAGCGGCGCGGCGCUGCCGCUGGAGGAGGGCGGCACGUCGGGCGACGGGCGCGCGCAGCUCGUGCGGCGCGUGCGCGCGCGCCUGGCGGCCGCGUGCCCGCCGCUGCCGCCGCCCACGCCGUGCGCCUCGUACCCGUGCCUCAACGGCGGCACGUGCCGCGACACGCCGCCGCUGCUCGAGAGCGAGGCCGACGACGCGGCCGAGGGCUACUCGUGCGAGUGCCACGCGCGCUUCGCGGGCGCGCGCUGCGAGCUGGACUCGGACCCGUGCGCGGCGCAGCCCUGCCUGCACGGCGGCGCCUGCGUCGCGCUGGGCGGCGGCUUCCGCUGCAGCUGCGCCGCCGGCCUGAGCGGCGAGCGCUGCGAGCGCGGCCGCUGGUGCGCGGCCGGCGCCUGCCUGCACGGCGGCGCCUGCGAGGAGGGCGAGUGGGCGCCGUCGUGCCGCUGCCGCGGCUACUACGGCCCGCGCUGCCAGUACGACGUCGACGAGUGCGCCGGCGAGCCCUGCCUCAACGGCGCCACCUGCCUCAACGAGCCGGGCUCCUUCCGGUGUCUCUGUCCUCCGGAUAAGACCGGCAUGAACUGCGGCAACCCGCUGUACUCGGACGCGGUGGUGGCGGGCGGCGCGGGCGGCGGCGGCGCGCGGGCGCUGCGAGACGCGUGGCUGUGGGCGUGCGCGGCGCGCUGGCCGCUGGCGGCGCUGGGCGGCGUGCUGCUGGCGCUGCUGCUGCUGGCCGUGGCGCUGCCGCUGGCGCUGCGCCGCCGCGCGCGCGCCCGCGCCGGCCGGCGCGCCGCCGCCGCGCCGCCGCACAAGCUCGGCGCGCCGCCGCCGCCGCGCUCCAAGCUCUCCAACCUGGAGGCGGUGGCGGGGCGCGAGCGGCCCGCCUCGUGCGCCGACCCGCCGCCGCUCAACAACGUCGACACGCUGCGCAGCUACGGCUCGGCCGGCGACGAGCUCGAGGGCAUCCCGCCCGACUACCGCCGCAACCUCAACAUCGACCCCGCGCACGACCGCAAGCCCUGGUCCGAGCAGAUGCACCUGCACACCUUCGUCGACAAUAAGAUAUAUAAUGAUUUAAAAGGAUGUAAGAGUCGUCCUCGAGCGCGAUCCCCGGGCCCCCUCCGUCGGCCUGUGGCCGUGGGCGUGGGCGGUGGCGGUGGCGGGGGUGACCUAGUGGGCGGCUACCACUGGGACUGCUCGGACUGGUGCGGCGGCGGCGGCGCGCUGCCCGGCAUCAGCGAGGUGCCGGGCUCCGAGCGGCCGGACUCGUCGUCGCCGCCGUCGCCGCCGUCGCCGCCGUCGUCGUCGCCGCGCCGCUCGCAGCGCCCCGCGCGGCCGCCGCCCGCGCCGCGCCCGCGCCCGCCGCCGCUCGACACCGACUCCGCGCCCGACGACCUCGACCUCGACCUCGACCAAAACUGCGACUCCAUACAUUUUCCCGAUGCGUCGGCGUACCUGCUGCACCCCGACGAGUACCUGCCGCGCGCGGCCGCCGAGCCGCUGCGCGCGCGCGGCCUGCGCGAGCCGGACGCCGCCAGCCUCAUCACCAUGCUCGAAGAGCGGAACUCGCUCCUAGGCGGCGCGGACGCGGGCUCGUGCAGCGACCUGUCCACGAACCUGUGCGAGAUCGAGGAGUCGGAGGCGGAGGAGGAGGCGCCGCCGCCGCCGCUGCCGCCGCUGCCGCCGCCGCCGCCGCCGGCGCCGCCGCGGCAGACCGACGUGUGACGGCGGCGCGCGGCCCGCGAGCCGCCCCGCCCCGCGCCCCGCGGCCUCUAGCCGCACCGACUGAUUAGUCAUUAGCGUGUAUAUGAGUACGCCGCCGACCGCCCGCGACGGCUCCCGAUGUCUUUGAACGAGUACCUGGACCAUGUAAAUACGGCGUGCGAGUGCGAUUGUUGUUAGUUUCUUUAGAUUAGAGCGGGCGCCGCUGCCGGUGUGAAUGUUCCCCGUGUGCCCGUCGACUGUGUGGCAGGUGUGCGUGAGGAACACCACGACAGUAUGUAACACGAAGUACCUAUUACGAGUAUAUAUUAAUAUUAUUAUUUUUAUGUACCGAAGCCGCCGUACACGCGCCGAUCUCAGUAAACAGAUAGUUAACAGUUAUGACACCGCGUGGGCUGGCGCCGCGCACGGGAUGCGGCAUCCUGCGAGUGGACUGUUGUUACUUCCCUGUUCGAAUCGACUCGGUCACUUUCUUACAACUAUUUCAUUUUAUAAAAACAAAUAUUUCUUAAAGUAAUGAAAUGGCUACAAUGUAUAAACGUUAAUACAAUAAAGCGACGUGGCGCUGUCGACAUGCACUUGUCGACAUGUAGGCACCCACUUGUAUAUCAAAUAGAUACAAUUUCGAUCCGUGUACAAUGUGUUAGAUAUUUAAAUAUAAAGGAAUAAAUACCGCUGUAAGUCUAACUGAAAUGUAAAUAAUUAGUAUGUACGUGCGUACCGUAAAUCCUUGUCACACAAUUUUUGUAUUAAAAAUAUAUGUAUUUUAAUUGUACAGAAAAUGUUGGCAUUACCUUCUUAUAUGGUGUUUAAAAUAAAAACACGUCAUGUGUGAGCCGAACCACAUAAAUACAAUACUUAAAAUGGCAAACAAGCUGACGGCCCACCUGAUGGAAUGUGGUAACCGUCGCCUAUAGACAUGAGCAGUAGCAUGGACAUAACAGAGUAUACUGUUUCGCCCAUGAUACCCCCCAUGCGUUGCCAUUCCUGAGGACUGACAUACAAUGCCCUAUAUUGCGUUUCCCGUACGAAACAGAUACCUGAUAGUUAUUAUUAUUGAUAUUAUGAUUCGUUAUUUCUUAUUUUGGAUCAUAAUUAUAAACAUCAUUUACAAAAUGUCCAAACGAAGCCCUUCCAUAUGACAUUCCACUUGGACUAAUGGUCAAUUAUAAAAUGCACAGUGCUUUUUUGCUAGGCGGUAGCAAUUGUUUUUUUUUUUUUUUUUUUUUUUUUUUUUUUUUUUUUUAAACACCAUAUAAUUUGUAAUCUUAUCAAAUUACCUGAUACGCGGAGGUUUUCGUUAAAUUUAAGGACUUUAAAGCUCACUGUCUUUUGUAUAUAAGUGUAUAGCAAUAUUGUAAAGUAUUACUCCCGACAGUGGCGUGCGCUCUGCACUCUGCCUGUUCACUUUCCAAUCUGAUCGUCACAUUCUUGUUAUGUUACUAUGAUUCACAUGAGCACAUCAAAUGGUUUGUGAGGAAGUGUUAUUAAAGUAUAAACAUUUCAAGUGUAAUCACACUGACUGGUCAUUAUCACUGCUUACGGAAUUACUUUGCAGAAAUUAUUGAGGUGUUACCUCACAUUAUUGGAUUCAGAUAAAAAAAUCUGUUGACGGUCAUCAGUAUUACGUUCUGAUACAUACGUAAGGAUUAAAAGAUUUGUUUUUUUUUUAUUUAAAUUGUUAAAAUAAUGCGUACAUACUGUUUACUUUAAUUUUUUUUUAAUUUUAUUUUAUUGUCCGUAAUUAACAACAAUUAUUGUAACUAAUUAAAAACUUAUUUCUACUUUUUUUUUUAUUGCUACACAAAAUAUUUGAAUGUAAAGUAGUAACGGAUCUCAUUUGUGAGUGUGUGUUACUCAGUGUGAAGCACGUAGGUUCAGGUGGGCCGAGUGCCAAUCUGCCGUUAGCGAUCUAGUGGCAAUCAUUUCAAGUGUAUGUACAUGUAAAUAAUUAUUGUUGAAUGUACAUUCAAAGAUUGCCGCCUGGCUGCCGAGCGGCCAGCUGGCGUCUGACGCGGCACACGCGGCACGCAACCGCUAGCAGCCACGCAUUACUACACGUACGCUGGUAGUGUAGCCACGCGUCGCACGUGCACGUGCACGUGCACGCGAACACGCACACGCACACGCACGCACACGCGUGCACGUGACGUGUAUAAUGUGCCGCCGGGUGUUGUUAUUAUAAAUUAUAAUGGUGCUCUGACUGUAGGUUCAUAUCAUAACUUUAAACUAUGCAUUUAUAUAAAUUAUGUAAUAAAUAAAUAAUAUUAAUAGUAAAUAACUUCUUUUUAGAAUAGAAAUUAAUUAAGUAAUCUAUUUUUAUAUGUAUAAAAAAAUUUCGGCGAUAUGAUGUAACUGGGUACAGCUCGUGUCCAGUGUAUAGUGUACAAUGUACACACUCCCCUGCUGUGUGAGUCCUGCAAGUGAGGGACGACACCAGUGUGUCGGCGGCGUGGCGUCGCACCCGGUUGCAUCGUAUCGUACUCGGCGACCGCGUCGUGAUGUAUCCUGUCUGUACGUCUGUACUCCUCUCGAUAUCUACAUGACGACCAAACAAACGUUAUUACAAUGACAACAAUGCAUUUUUUUUUUUUUUUAUUUAUAAAAUAUAAAUUAUUUGUAAUUACAUAAAGGUUGUCUAAGUUUUGACACGAACCUAAUAAAUUUUUAAUAAAAUCA
Messenger RNA from Galleria mellonella (greater wax moth), 17127 nucleotides. RefSeq names its product fat-like cadherin-related tumor suppressor homolog (gene kug). NCBI's taxonomy places the organism in Eukaryota, Metazoa, Arthropoda, Insecta, Lepidoptera, Pyralidae. Gene Ontology annotation, biological process: homophilic cell-cell adhesion. Gene Ontology annotation, molecular function: calcium ion binding. Gene Ontology annotation, cellular component: plasma membrane. The record is from RefSeq and is a predicted model, not a curated record.